CUUUGCUCAUCUCCCUGGAUUUCUCUCUUGAUUUGUCGUUUUGGAAUUUCAUCGAACAAUUAAGGUGAAAGAGGAAGAUGGUUAGGAUAGCGUUGGGGAGAGAGGCGGAGGAGGAGACGCCGGCGACGCCCACUGUGUGGUACUCCCCGCUGUCACCGCCGGAGGCCAUCGAUGGAGACCGGGCCCCCGUGCGUGUCUACGCCGAUGGCAUUUUCGACCUUUUCCAUUUCGGCCAUGCCCGUGCCCUGGAGCAGGCCAAGAAAUUAUUUCCCAGUACUUAUUUACUCGUCGGAUGCUGCAAUGAUGAAAUGACUCAUAUGUACAAAGGAAAAACUGUCAUGAGUGAAGAUGAACGCUAUGAAUCACUCCGGCACUGCAAGUGGGUUGAUGAAGUUAUUCCAAAUGCACCUUGGGUCAUUACACAGGAGUUCAUCGACAAACAUAAAAUAGAUUAUGUGGUGCAUGACUCCCUACCAUAUGCUGAUGCAAGUGGAUCUGGCAAUGAUGUUUAUGAGUUUGUUAAGUCUAUUGGAAAAUUUAAGGAAACAAAGCGCACUGAUGGUGUAUCAACAUCAGAAAUUAUAAUGAGAAUUCUCAAAGACUAUAAUGAAUAUGUCAUGCGCAACUUAUCUCGUGGAUAUUCUAGGCAAGACCUUGGUGUUAGCUAUGUGAAGGAGAAGCAAUUGAGAGUAAACAUGGGUAUAACUAAACUAAAGGAGAAAGUGAAGGAGCAUCAGGAGAAUGUCGGCAAGAAGUUAUCUGGGAUGCAGCACAACGAGUGGCUGGAGAAUGCAGACCGUUGGGUUGCAGGCUUCCUGGAGAAGUUUGAGGAAGGCUGUCACAUAAUGGAGACGGCCAUCCGAGACAGAAUCCAUGAAGGGCUUAAGAUGCAGCCAAUCAAAAGCAAUUCAUACCUCACUGAAGAACUGAAAGAGGAAAUGAACGAGGAAGAAUUGUAUUCUGAUGCAUGCUGAAACUUCCAUAGGUAGUAUGACUCUUGUUUUGUUGUCACAAUUGGAACAGAUUGUGUAACAAGAGAGGGAGAGAGAGAGAGGUGAAUCAUUUAUAGGGAUGUUUAGAUGUUUUUUUGCUGUUUUUGAAACAACUUUUUAGUUAAAAAUUUAAAGUAAAAAAUAGUCUCAAACGAAAUCAUAAUUGUAUGAAAAUAUCAUGACUUUUUUUUCAUA
Dendrobium catenatum is the source of this 1187-nucleotide messenger RNA. Its product is annotated as choline-phosphate cytidylyltransferase 2. The transcript has 8 exons. The record is from RefSeq and is a predicted model, not a curated record. Gene Ontology annotation, molecular function: choline-phosphate cytidylyltransferase activity; phosphatidylcholine binding. NCBI's taxonomy places the organism in Eukaryota, Viridiplantae, Streptophyta, Magnoliopsida, Asparagales, Orchidaceae. Bases 78 to 974 code for a protein of 298 amino acids. Gene Ontology annotation, biological process: CDP-choline pathway.